UCAUCCUGCAUCAUUAAGUGUAGCACUUGUAAAGAGUUGUUGUGUGGCACCUGUGUUUUGAAAUUUCACUUUAAGAGACCAUUCCUCGUUCGUGAACUUUUUAACAACAAAGAUCUGAGUUCUCGGUUCCUCUUACCUGAGGAGUUUAUUGGCGUGGACGGAAUUGUUAAAGUAAAAGCCGUUCCAGCUCCGUUAUUUGUCCCUUCCCGGUGCAUCAACUGCCGUGAACAUGUUACUUUUUCCAGAGAAGCCGGAUCAAAAUCUUUGGCAAUAAUAACCAAAGAGGGUCCUUUUGAUCUUCACUCGACGGCGUUUAUUUGCUGUAAAUGCAAGGACAGCUUUAAAGCAUCAAAUGAAAUGUACAUUUCAUGUGGGUAUUUCCCAUCGACAGCCAAGAAAACAACUUGUUAUUUCGCCGAAGACUUGACAUUACAUUGGCAUCACUUCCAGCACCUAAGCCCGUCAACUUCCGUAAGAAAAUACGUCGAGUGUCUUGAAGAAGUCACUAAAGCCCGCGGAGGAAACGGGAUCAUUAAUCGUACUCAUUUUUCCCGGGUUGGAAAAGAACUUGAAUUCUUUCGCCAUAGGAUCUUAACUGCAGUUCUAUCCUGCAAAAUACUAUACUGCGAGGCAUGCGGACAAGAAAAUCUUGCCGUUCAUAUUGACGGAAACUUCAAACUUUACCGUUGGAUGAAUUCCACGCAGUAUAAUUCCCCUUCAUUGUUUGGCAACGAAGUUGUCCAAUUGUGCGAGGACAGGAGGAACCAUGAAAGACAAAUCAACUUGGUCAAGCCUGUGGCAAAGAAAAAAGACACAUGCGGGACGUCGACUUAUGCCGCCGGCCGAGCUGAAUCAUAAAAAAAAAGAUAAUUGAUAUUACUGGCACCCUUAUGGGUUCAUGCCGCCAUGGAAUUAUAUUGGGGGCAACCGAUCUCGAAAAAGGCGAGUCCUAUCGAGCGGUUCAUUUUUUAUUAACGAAGAUGCCGGCCAAGUUCAUCUGCCAAGAUGUCAUCUGCCACUUUUGGAAGUUUGCCCAUGAUGUAGGCUCCCUUAUCAAGGAAUACCAAGGUAAAACGGAAGAUUCCACCCCGUUUUUAUCCCGCUGGCAUGGGAAAACCCAUGCUUGGUAUUGUCAAGCCCUUUGGCUUGGACACUGGAAGGCGAAUUCAGCAGCCACACUAGGGGAGGAACAAGAACAAGGGUUUGCUUACUUCUCAUCUCUUGCUCUUAAAACAAAGAGAAUGGAUCGCGGAAGCCAGCGUGACUCAAUGAGUUCCAGUAUCUUAUACUUCAACGCCAAGAAAAAUAGAAAAAUAGCUUCUACUCUUACAAAGAGAUUGAAAAAAGCCUGGAAGCUUGCUCCUUUUCUAAGGGCUAAAUUGAAAGAAAUGUUAAAUGAAAAGAAAUUGAGAGAAGACCAGGUGCCUGAAUUAUUGCAAAAACUACAGGAAAAAGCUAUAAAUCAUCAACAUCAUCUUACAACCUCGAAUCUUCCGCUUGAUCAUGAACGUAAUCACUUAGAGGGGCUUCAUAUGGCUCUACAACGAUUCAAGAAGAGAAUAGAGGCGGAAGAGGUUACGGCUAAGGAGCGCAUGAAGAUUCGGGUGAAUCUUCGGAAAACCAAAGAGGAUGCAGAAACGUUGAUUGUAACAAUUAACGCGGCUCUUCCUCAAAUUUUAGCUGAUUGUGAAAAUAGGGAGAGAAAAAACGAACGGAAGGAAGGGGAUGACGAAAUAAGAAAAUGGAGGCUAGUCACUCCUCAAGAUUUCGAUAGCGGUAUUUUUCCUUGGCAGUCGUUGGGGGGUACAAUUGAAGAUGACUUCGAACUCAUUGAUGUAUGGAUGUUGUCGCAGCGGUAUGAAGAAGAAAUAUCUGAAACAGAAAAAGAAAUGCGUGAAUAUAUCGAGGGUCUUACGACCAAGAAGAACAGUUUGCACGAAGAAAUUUUAGAACGAGACGCAGUUGGAACAAAAUGAAUAUAUAUACAUUGAAAGAAGCAAAUUUUUUUAUUGAAAAGGGAAUACGAGAAGGUUGUUGAAAGAAGAUUGUCAGCAUUCAAAACAUUUUCUGUAUUGUUAGAUAUUAAUGAUUAUGAUUACGAGAAUGAUGAAAGCGAUGAUGACGAUGUUGAUGAAGGAGAAAUCAGUGAUUGUGAAAUUGAUGAUU
Messenger RNA from Daphnia magna, 2166 nucleotides. RefSeq lists its product as uncharacterized. NCBI's taxonomy places the organism in Eukaryota, Metazoa, Arthropoda, Branchiopoda, Diplostraca, Daphniidae. The coding region runs from base 891 to 1976 and encodes 361 amino acids. The record is from RefSeq and is a predicted model, not a curated record. The transcript has 9 exons.